UUUCCCCGAGGGCUCGCCUUGGGCCGGGCGGCCUGGGCGUAGGGUCGGGGCGAGCAGGAGUCGCCCUGGUCCGAUUAGGUGCUCCAGACUCCGGCCACAGCCAGACGCGAGCGGCAGAGGCUGGGCGGUCACCGAUCCCGACCGCACGGCCAGCGGAGGCCUUAGUCACCCGAGGCCCCUAGGCUGGCCCACGGCUCUGAGGGACCUCUCCGGAGACCCGAGCCUCUCCCACUGCUGAGGCCGGCUGGGACCGGCCGAACCCCAUGAGUGCCGGGUCAGCCGGGGUCCCGGCCGGCUCUGCGGUACAGAUCGGCUCCGCGCCGGGACCGACCUGUGUGGCAACCUGUGGCUGGAGGGGUCGCAGGGAGCCAGGGCUGAGCAGUCCUCACUCCCACACACAGAGGCCCGCGGAGGACGCAGCCUGGCUCCAGACACGCCCUGAGUGCAAAGGCCCUGGGCAGGGUCCACCUGGACCUUGUUCCCAGCUCGCUGGUGCGGGCCUGCUGUCAUUCAUUCACCAGCUUCGGUUUACUCGUUUGUAAAGUAAAGUAGAUAGUUGGUCCCCUGUACUAACCCUUGAGAGCCUGGGCCUUGUAGAAGGGGUCACCAUUCUGCUCAGGACAGUUCCUAGCAUGGACUCCGUAUAUUAGUAGGAGACACUGCCUUGGGACCUGUCACUGAUACCCUGUAUUGUCCCCGGUGUUUGCAGGGAAGAAAUGGGGAUUUCUUGGUAUGUUUAGGCUGGAGUUCUAGAACAGACCAGUGGGAGAAUUUUAACCCUGGUUAGUGAAGGUCAGACAUUUAAUAUACCCUGUGGGGUAUGGAGGAAAGUAACUGAAGAAGAGCCAUUUCUAGCUACAGUUUCAAGGCUCGGCAUUCUGUCUGAAAGAUGUCUGUCCUUACCACCGUCUUCCAGUACAUUGAUGAAAACCAAGACCGCUAUGUCAAGAAACUCGAGGAAUGGGUGGCCAUCCAGAGUGUGUCUGCCUGGCCCGAGAAGAGAGGGGAGAUCAGAAGGAUGAUGGAGGUGGCUGCAGCUGAUGUCCAAAGACUGGGGGGUUCUGUGGAGCUGAUGGAUAUCGGGAAGCAAAAGCUCCCUGAUGGCUCAGAGAUACCACUUCCUCCCAUUCUGCUGGGCAAGCUGGGUAGUGAUCCCCAGAAGAAAACAGUAUGCAUUUAUGGGCACCUGGAUGUGCAGCCUGCAGCCUUGGAGGAUGGCUGGGACAGCGAGCCCUUCACCUUAGUGGAGCGGGAUGGCAAGUUGUAUGGGAGAGGCUCAACAGAUGAUAAGGGGCCAGUGGCUGGCUGGAUGAACGCCCUUGAAGCCUAUCAGAAGACUGGCCAGGAGGUUCCUGUCAACGUGAGAUUCUGCCUGGAAGGCAUGGAGGAAUCUGGCUCUGAAGGCCUAGAUGAACUAAUUUUUGCCCAGAAAGACACAUUCUUCAAAGAUGUGGACUAUGUCUGCAUUUCGGACAAUUAUUGGCUGGGGAAGAAUAAGCCCUGCAUCACAUAUGGCCUCAGGGGCAUUUGCUACUUCUUCAUUGAGGUGGAAUGCAGUGACAAAGACCUCCAUUCUGGGGUGUAUGGCGGGUCAGUGCACGAGGCCAUGACGGAUCUCAUUUCAUUGAUGGGCUGUCUGAUAGACAAGAAGGGGAAAAUCCUCAUUCCUGGCAUCAACGAGGCUGUGGCCCCUGUGACUGAUGAGGAAUGUGAGCUCUAUGACCACAUCGACUUUGACAUGGAGGAGUUCGCCAAGGAUGUGGGAGCCGAGACCCUCCUGCACAACUGCAAGAAAGACAUCCUGAUGCACCGCUGGCGAUACCCAUCCCUCUCCCUCCACGGCAUUGAAGGGGCCUUCUCUGGAUCAGGGGCCAAGACCGUGAUUCCCAGGAAGGUGGUGGGCAAGUUCUCCAUCAGGCUAGUGCCAGACAUGAUUCCGGAAGUAGUCAGCGAGCAGGUUUCAAGCUACUUGACUAAGAAGUUUGCUGAACUGCACAGCCCUAACAAGUUCAAGGUGUACAUGGGCCAUGGUGGGAAGCCGUGGGUAUCUGACUUCAACCAUCCUCAUUACCUGGCUGGAAGAAGAGCCCUGAAAACAGUAUUUGGUGUUGAACCAGACUUGACCAGGGAAGGUGGCAGUAUUCCUGUGACUUUGACCUUUCAGGAGGCCACAGGCAAGAAUGUCAUGCUGUUGCCAGUAGGGUCAGCAGAUGAUGGUGCCCACUCCCAGAAUGAAAAGCUCAACAGGCACAACUACAUAGAAGGAACCAAGAUGCUGGCGGCGUACCUGUAUGAGGUAUCUCAGCUGAAGGACUAAGAGGUCCAUUUUUCCACAGAAUGCAGCAUCUGUCCAGAAAGAAUCUACCCUAUGCCCAACUUCCAACUUUCUUGGGAAUAUGGACUCCCCCCCUCCCCAUCUCUUUCACAGGUCACAGGCAGACUUGCAGGAAUGGACACAGUGCCUCCAGCUGUCAGAAGGGUUGGUCAGCUGUUCAGGCAUUUGGCAGUGAUUAGUCCUGGGGGUUUAUUAGUCCAGCUAAGUGGCUCCCUGGGGGUUUCUCAGAGGUGACCAGUGUGACUUCACUUCCAGAAAGCAGCCAAAAGCUUCAGGUCCAUAGGAAUUGCUGAUCGUCAUGGACUUGGGGUGCACAGGGCUAGCUGCUCUCCACCUUCUAUCUCAAGUGAGACAGACUCACUUGGGAUAUCCAGGAAGGAAAUGAAAGUACUCAGGGGCUUGCUAUGUCACAGCAGCACCGUGGUGACCCCUCACUGGGCCAUAAUUCUGUCCCUUCUCAAGACCUUGGAUGACCAUCACUGGUGUCCCCUCUUGCAGUCUCUCAGAACCUGUCCUAGCAGUCAUAGUGGAAGCACUGAUCCAUCUCUGAGCUGCUAAUAAAGGUGACAAUGAGCCUCA
This is a messenger RNA of Nannospalax galili (Upper Galilee mountains blind mole rat), 2914 nucleotides long. RefSeq names its product carnosine dipeptidase 2 (gene Cndp2). The coding region runs from base 890 to 2317 and encodes 475 amino acids. Gene Ontology annotation, molecular function: metallodipeptidase activity. The record is from RefSeq and is a predicted model, not a curated record. Lineage: Eukaryota; Metazoa; Chordata; Mammalia; Rodentia; Spalacidae. The transcript is spliced from 12 exons. Gene Ontology annotation, cellular component: cytosol. Gene Ontology annotation, biological process: proteolysis.